AUGACUGCCGGCGGUGGGUCGUCCUCCGGGCGAUUGCCCACCUGGAAGGAAAGAGAGAACAAUAAGAGACGGGAAAGGAGAAGGAGGGCGAUCGCCGCCAAGAUUUUUGCUGGGUUGCGAGCUCAGGGCAAUUACAAGCUCCCUAAACAUUGCGAUAAUAACGAAGUCUUGAAAGCCCUUUGUGCUGAAGCUGGUUGGGUCGUCGAAGAUGACGGCACUACUUAUCGCAAGGGAGGAAAGCCAACCAUAGUUGAGCUGGGGGGAGCAUCAGCAAAUAUUAGCACAUGCACUUCGAUCCAACCAAGCCCUAUGUCCUCUUCAUUUCCUAGUCCUGCACCUUCUUACCAUGCCAGUCCUGUAUCAUCCUCAUUCCCGAGCCCAACUCGUGGUGAUGGAAACUCCCCUGCUUAUAUUCUUCCUUUCCUCCAAAACUUAGCUUCAAUACCCAACUCACUUCCACCUCUGCGAAUAUCCAACAGUGCCCCUGUAACCCCUCCAAUUUCUUCCCCAACCAGAGGUUCUAAAAGAAAACCUGAUUGGGAGCCUCUUUCUCAUAUUAAAUUGCCACCCUCAUUUCCUCACUCUAUGUUUGCUGCUUCGGCACCGUCAAGUCCUACACGCCGCCGAUGUUUCACUCCGGCUACUAUUCCGGAAUGUGAUGAGUCUGAUAUAUCCACGGUCGAGUCUACUCACUGGGUCAGUUUUCAGACAGCUCCCACCUCACCUACAUUUAACCUUGUGAAACCCAUUAUGCAGCAGAAUCAUCAGAACUUUAUUGAUGGCCGUGGACCAUUUGCUUGGGGUGGAGUCGAGAAAAGGGGAUGUGGUUCUGAGUUUGCCUUUGAGAGUGGCACAGUGCGGGCAUGGGAAGGUGAGAGAGCUCAUGAAAUUGGCGUCGAUGAUCUAGAGCUCACCCUUGGGAGUGGAAAGGCUCAUGGUUAG
Messenger RNA from Oldenlandia corymbosa var. corymbosa, 942 nucleotides. The record is from the annotation of a GenBank genome assembly. NCBI's taxonomy places the organism in Eukaryota, Viridiplantae, Streptophyta, Magnoliopsida, Gentianales, Rubiaceae.